AUUAAACGAUAAUAAUGAUAAUGAUAUCGGUGAUUAUUCACCAUCAUUAUUAUCAAGCGAUUCAAAUGAAAAUAUCAACGAAAAUAAUGAUGAUGAUGAUGAAAACAAUUACGCUAUCCUUAAUGAUCUUGAAUCAAGAAUCGAUACGAUUAAUGAUCAAAUUCAAUUGAUAAUCAUUCAAAUUGCUAUAUUGUUCAGUGAUAAUGAUGAUGAUGAAUGUUUUCGCGAUAAUCAACAACAACAACAAAUUCGACAGCUUGAAAAUUUGAUCGAAUCACGUAAUAAUCAUCCAUUAGGAAUAGAAUCUCCUGAUUCCAAUAAUGAAAAUGUUGAAACCAACAAUAAUAAUGAUCCAAAUGUUGUUGAUCCUAACAACGAUAAACAAUCAAAAGUUGUUAUAAAAAAUCCCGGACAACAACCAUCAUUAUCAACGGAUGUUUGGUUAGAUUAUUUAAGUCCAGUUUUAUCGACAUCAUCAUCAUCAUCCGUGUCAACAAAUAAAUUUUGUGAAUUAAUCAAUUGGAAUGAAAUUGAAAAUAAUGUACAUUGUGAUUUGGAAAUCCGAAAUUCAUCAUCCAUAACUAAAUUUGAUCAUAUUUCUGAUAAACAUGACAACAAAACCACCAUAUCAAACAAUAUUAAUCCAGCUAAAGUUGAAACCAAAUCCAAUGAAUGGAUGGAUUAUUUAUCGCCUCAACAAUCAAAAAGAAAUUCAAAACUUGAAUUUCAAUCCUCGAUUAUAAUCCUUCAACCGGUUGUAAAUGAAACUUCGCAAAAUGUGAAAAAACCGAAUUCGGUUGACACUGAAUCUUUGAACAAACUAAAAGAAAAACCUCUUGAAAUAUCAAAUUCUUUUUCAGAUAUUUGGCUAGAUUAUUUAACUCCUCAAAAUGAUUCAAAUUCUGAAGAAAUUUUGGAAAAUAACAAACAGAAUUUGAUUCUUAUUGAUCCAUCUGAAUCAAUUGAAUCUGAAAAAGUAAAAGUAUCUGAUGAUUGGCAAGAUUAUUUAUCACCUCCAAAAUCGAAUGUGAACAAAUCAGAAUUUCGAACGUCGAUUAUAGAACCGCUUGAAAGUAAUCGUAAAAACGAAUUAGAUUUGCUUGAUCAACAAGAAGAAUCAAAGAAAGAGAAUCAAAUUGUAACGCAGGAAAAAGAUAUUGAUCCAAAAUCAAUUUUAAUCGAAAAUGGUGCUCAACAACAACAAACAAUCGAUACUAUCGUACAGAAUAAUACCGAUAAAAAUCAAUGUAAAAAAUCAAAGAAAAAAUCCAAAAAGCAUAAAAAGAAUCCAACAUCAAAAAAUAAUGUAGUGAUCAAUAGUGUCAUUGAUCCUGUAGAUGAUAAGAAAAUUUCGAUAAAUCAUUUGGAACCGGAAUCUAUUGAUUCUGGUAAUCAUCCAAAAUCAAUUGAUUGGCGUAAUAAAUUAGGUGUUGUAAGUAAUGUUAAAAAUCAAGAACAAUGUGGUUCUUGUUGGGCAUUUAGUGCUACCGGUAAUAUUGAAGGUGUUUGGGCUUUAAAACGUAAUGAAUCGGUUUCACUUUCUGAACAAGAACUUGUCGAUUGUGAUAAAUAUGAUAAUGGCUGUGGUGGUGGACUACCAACCAAUGCAUUCAAAACAAUCAUACAAUUAGGUGGUAUUGAAUCUGAAUCUGAUUAUCCAUAUGAUGCACAGAAUGAAAAAUGUCAUUUUCGUAAAUCACUUUCACAUGUAAAAAUCAAUUCCUAUGUUGAGCUACCAAAAAAUGAAACCUAUAUGAAAAAUUAUCUUUUCCAUAAUGGACCGAUUUCAAUUGGCAUAAAUGCAAAUGCAAUGCAAUUUUAUUUUGGUGGUAUUUCACAUCCACCUAGUUGGUUAUGUAAUCCUGGUAGUCUUGAUCAUGGUGUUUUAAUUGUUGGUUAUGGUACAGGUAAAACACGUAUUCUACAUCAAACGCAACCAUAUUGGAUAAUUAAAAAUAGUUGGGGAAAAACAUGGGGUGAAAAGGGUUAUUAUCGUGUAUAUCGUGGUAGUGAUACUUGUGGCGUUAGUCAAAUGGCAUCAUCAGCAGUGGUCAACUAAUUUGGUAAUUCCCGGGAUCCA
Messenger RNA from Dermatophagoides pteronyssinus (European house dust mite), 2080 nucleotides. Its product is annotated as cathepsin L-like. Gene Ontology annotation, biological process: proteolysis. The record is from RefSeq and is a predicted model, not a curated record. Lineage: Eukaryota; Metazoa; Arthropoda; Arachnida; Sarcoptiformes; Pyroglyphidae. Gene Ontology annotation, molecular function: cysteine-type peptidase activity.